AUGCAAGUUUUAAUUACUUAGUAGGUAAGAAAUUAUAUACAAAUUAAAUUGGUGGAUUUUUCAAAACAAUAUUAAACUAAUUAAGUUCAUUAUCCUAAAAAUUUAUUAAUUUAAAUUACUGAAUUACUAAAUUUUAAUAGCAUCAAACAUUUAGCUAAAUAUUAACUUAAAUAAGACAAAUCCAUUUAGAUUUUAGAUUAUACUAAAAUGAAAUCCCUAUCGCCUGAUUCAAAACAGCUACAAUACAUCAUCAAGCUACUUCAAGUAGAUCCUGAGCAAAGAACAAACAAAAUGAUAUAAAACUUAAUAAAAGAUGACAGCUAUUUUCCUCAAUUAUCUAACUACCUUCCUCAAUAAGAAUAAGAAGUUAAAAUAUAAUGUUUGAAAUACAUGAGAUAUGAAUUCUUUAAUGCAAAUACAGCUGUUUUUAAUAUAGAUGAAAAAGGUGAUAAAUUUUACCUCAUUUUAUCGGGAAUAGUAGGAGUAUUCAUUCGUAAAAAUAAAGACGACUCUGCUUUAUACAAAGUAAAAGAGUUAAGCUCAGGAUAAGGUUUUGGAGAAAUGGCUUUGAUUAGCAAUAAACUAAGAAGUGCUAGUAUAAUAUGUCUUAGCAAUGUUCAUCUUGCUUCAAUUGAAAAAUCUAAAUUCAAUGUUGUUUUGAAAUCUUUAGAAUAAUAAAAGCUAUAGAAUAACUUAAUUAAGCUAGAAAAUAUUCCAUAUUUUUCUAAUUGGACUGAAUAGUAGUUAAAAUAAAUAUACUACAACUCUUUUAAGCAGGAAUUUCAUAAAAAUGAAAAAGUUUUUGAAGAAAAUCAGGAAAUAGACUCUGUUUACAUUAUCUUAGAAGGUGAAUUUAUGCAAUCAAAACACUUUAGAGUAUUCGAAAAAGAUUUUGAGGGCAGCAAAUUAAACGAUCUCAAGAAAAAUUUUAUAGUUUCUGACAGCCAAAAUAAUAUGAAGAAUAUCUAACUGACUAUAAUGUAAAAAAAUGAGCUGUUUGGUGAAGAAGAUAUUAUAGGAUAAAACGAUAAGCGAACUUUUACAGUAACUUGUCUAUCUCUUAGAGGAGAAGUUUUGAUGAUAAAAUAGAAAGACUUUUAGCGCUUAAUUAUGACUGAAAAUAAAAGUAGAUAGCUAAUAGAAAAAAGAUUAUUGAUGAAAAAUGUCGUUCGAAAUGCUAGAGUAACUAGCAUAGCAGCUUAGUUUGAUAAAUAACAAUAUAACAAACUUAUGAAUUAAAGUCCAAAUAUGUUUCGCUCAAAUAAAAAUAAUCUUUUGAAUGAAAAUAAGUAAACGUUUGAGGAUGAAUAUUCAUAUUAUAGAUCAUAGACAGAUCAAAUUUAGCUUAACUAAGAAGAAGAGUAAAAUUCUUUAGAAAAUUAAGAAAAUUAACAGCAAAAAAAUUGCUAAAUUGACUAGAAUGUUUCUCCUAAGUGUAAUCUAAAAAGGAAAAUUUAAAAAGAUAUUUUAGUAAAAGGAUUCCAAGAUCACCUAAAAUUGAAUUUAAUCAAAAAAUUUAAUUCACUCUAAUUUGAAAGACUUCAUAAUACAGUCCCCAAAAAUUUGAUAGAAAAUAUAGAAUAAGUUGAUGAUGAAAUAUACAAAUAGAUGAAUUUAAAGUAAAGGCAUAAUAAUGAUAUUAGACUUACUGAUUAACAAAAAUAAUAAUAUCAAAGAAUACUCAUAAAAAGACAGGCUUAAGAGUAAUUGUAGAAUUAGUAAGAAUAAAAAACAUUUACUCGUCUAGUAUAAUGCACUUCUCAUGAAAACUUAUCCAGUUCAUAAACUUUGUCCACUUAAACUUUAGGUAAGGGAUCAUCAUCUUCAAAAAACAAUAAAACUUCUACUUCAAAAUACAGAUUUUCUACUCCUGAAAAUAUAUUGAGAUAGCCUAUUUAGUAAGAAACAAAAAGUGAACCUUACUUUCAUUUUGCUAACUAUUCAUAUGUAAAUUCAAACUCUGCUCGCACUGUUUAACAUCCUAAAAUAAAAAUAAAACCAACAACUGCUAUUUUAAAUUAAGAUAGAAUGUUUAUAUCUAGCACAUAGACACAAACUUCAUCGCCACUAUUAAAAAGUUCUUUACAUAAUACUUCUCCAACUGUGCUAACUCCAAAUAAAUCUGAAAUUUAAUUCUGUAGAAAAGAAAAUAUAAGAUUGAAAAAAUGUGAAAAUCUACUUACCACUUCAUAAUUUACUUAAGAAAGCGAAAUUAACUCUUCAAAUUAUGAAAUAUAAAGUACAAAAUAAUUAAGAAAAAUAAACAGCUAGGCCUCAUUUUCCAAAAAUAUAUUAUAAAUCUAAUAAUCGUAUUAUAACAAUUUUACUAAUCCAUACCACAAAGUAAUUUAGCAAAUUAAAAAAAAAAAGAUGCUAGAAGAUUAAAUAAAGAUGAUGAAUUUGCAAUAAUAAUAAUAAUAUUAAAUUAAUAAAAAUUGA
Molecule: messenger RNA, 2439 nt
Organism: Tetrahymena thermophila SB210
Lineage: Eukaryota; Ciliophora; Oligohymenophorea; Hymenostomatida; Tetrahymenidae
Product: cyclic nucleotide-binding domain protein
Exons: 7
Source: RefSeq, a predicted model, not a curated record